AUGCUUCAAACUGUGGGCCAGUUCAAUGGGAUGCAAACAGAUGAUCAUCACCUUCAUCAUCCCUUGUUCAAUGAAGUGUGUGAUUCUUUCAAGUUGCCCAGAUUUACAAAGGAUGCCCUGAGAUUGAAGUUAUUCCCAUACUCCUUGAGAGACAGAGCAAGAACUUGGUUGAACUCUUUGCCUUCAGAUUCUGUGACUACUUGGCAAGAGUUGGCUGAGCGGUUUUUGAUGAAGUACUUUCCUCCCACUAAGAAUGCCAAGCUCUACAAUGAGAUUACUUCAUUUGAACAACUUGAUAAGGAAUCUUUAUAUGAGGCAUGGGAGCGGUUUAAGGAGUUGUUGCAAAAAUUCCCUCAUCAUGGCAUUCCUCAUUGCAUCCAGAUGGAGACAUUUUAUAAUGGUCAAAACGCCCAUACUAGAAUGGUAGUUGAUGCUUCGUUGAAUGGUAGAAAGGUGGCUGGCAUUCAUGAUGUAGAUGCCAUCACUUCCUUGGCAGCCCAAGUUUCCUCUAUUUUGAAUAUGCUCAAGAAAAUGAACAUGGGGAUGAAUCAAUCAAUGGGGCAGCCUAUGGGGACACAAAUGGGGCAAAUGGAGAACAUUUCUUGUGUGUAUUGUUGUGAUGGUCAUACUUUUGACAGCUGUCCUUCCAAUCCAGUAGCUCUAAGUGGUAUCAUUGAGGAACUUAAUAACCAAGUUGGGCAACUAGCUAAUGAGCUUAGAAAUAGACCCCAUGGUGCAUUGCCAAGUGAUACCGAGAAUCCAAUAAAUGUGGGCAAGGAACAUUGUAAAGCCAUCACUUUGAGAAGCGGGAAAGAGUUGGAGAAUACAAAGAUAAAUUCAGGGCACGAUGGUGAGCCCUCUUCAAUCCAAAUAAAUGAGGAAAUCCAAAAAGAUGCUGAAAUUCAUAGUGUACAAAAAUCCGCCUCUGCCCAGAAUGCUGCAGGAAUGCGGCAACAUAGUUGCCCAGACAUCUCAAUUUCAAAGCAGCCACCUCCAUUUCCUCAGUGUUUUCAGAAGUAA
Molecule: messenger RNA, 1020 nt
Organism: Humulus lupulus (European hop)
Lineage: Eukaryota; Viridiplantae; Streptophyta; Magnoliopsida; Rosales; Cannabaceae
Exons: 3
Coding region: 1-1020 (339 amino acids)
Source: RefSeq, a predicted model, not a curated record